Messenger RNA from Cladophialophora immunda, 1543 nucleotides. RefSeq lists its product as uncharacterized. The transcript has 4 exons. Gene Ontology annotation, molecular function: monooxygenase activity; FAD binding. The record is from RefSeq and is a predicted model, not a curated record. Lineage: Eukaryota; Fungi; Ascomycota; Eurotiomycetes; Chaetothyriales; Herpotrichiellaceae. The coding region runs from base 158 to 1429 and encodes 423 amino acids.
GCAGAGUGUUUCAAUUGAUACGCGUGUGCCGAAUGGAAGAUAUAAAGCAUGGAGUGAUAGCCACCGCUGAUGUGGAUGGAUUCUAUCAGCAAGCAAAGACACAAUCCACCAAAAUCAAAAACUACAAGGAAUCGAAUCAAAGAAUAAGAAACAACACAUGGCGCCUGUUACCGUUCUCAUCAUUGGCUGUGGCGUGGCUGGCCCGGUCCUCGCAGUCCUCCUGAAAAGAAAAGGAUACACUCCGAUUGUAUUUGAGAAAGUGAAGCAGUUGGGCGAUGUUGGGGCGUCGCUGAUGUUGAUGCCGAACGGAUUGAAAGUGUUGAACUUGGUCGACAUCACCGCAGAGAUCGAGAAGGAAGCGCUACCGCUGCAAGGAUUUCUCGACUGCUCAUCCGAUGGUGAAGUUCUCGGCUUCUCCGAAGAGCCCAAGUCGUUCAAGGAGAAAUACGGGCAGCAUGCAAUGGGAGUCAAGCGCACAGGGUUGAACCUGAAACUGAAGGACAUGCUGAUUGACAUGGGCAUCGACUUGCGCGAAGGCUGGGAAUUGGAGGACAUUGAGGAGAACGAGGACGCCGUCACGGCACAUUUCAAGGGUGGCCGAAGCGUGACAGGCACCUUCCUCAUCGGCUGCGAUGGCAUCAAGGCGGCCUCCAGGAGAAUCCUACUGAAGAACAAGGGCACUGGUGAAGGACUGCCCUUGUUCAGCGGACUUACACAGACCGCUGGGCUCUCUUCGACACCACAGGCGAUGAAAGGCAAAGCAUACAUGCAGAACUUCUACGGUGAAGGAGUCCACAUGAUCACAUACCCAGUCUCCCCCGACGUCACAUCCUGGGCAUUGACACUACCUGAAGAGACCGGCUCCGAGGCCUCGUGGGGUCUGAUCACGGCAGACGAGAUGGACGAGCGGAAGCAGAAAUUGCUGGCUCACCUCGAGCUUUGGCACGACCAGUCUCCGGCGGCACUGAUCCAGUCAGCCGCUCGAAUGAUCAAAUUUGGGCUGUUUGAUCGAGACGAGAUGAGGCCCGAUCAAUGGCAUACGAAGCGCAGCGUGUGUGUAGGAGACGCCGCGCACCCGACAAGCCCCCACCUUGGACAGGGGGCUAACCAGGCAUUGGAAGACUGCUAUCACCUCAGCCAUGCAUUGCCAGAGUUGGUUCCCGACGAAGAUGACAACCAACGAGUCCUCGACGAACUGAAUGAGAACCUGCCAGCAAUCUUUGAGGCGUAUGCAGAAAAGAGGCAACCUCGCACUUCAGCCUUGGUCAAAGGGGCACGAACUCAGGGACAGAUGAGAGUCGUGACGGCCGGGCCACAAGCGUGCAAGGAGAGAAACAAGAAGGUCGCUGCUGCCUGGAGGGAUACUGCGGCGGUAGCAGCCAAGUACGAGGCACUUUGCCGAGAGCCAUUUCAACAACAGGCAGCUUGAGACCGGGAUGGGUGUAUAGUAUAGAGGUGUUGGUAACUUGUGUCAUGAUUGUACAUUAGGAGAGGACAUUUUGUUGAAAUCUGGAUUGCAAAAGUCUAGUUCCACAACUAACGC